Messenger RNA from Dermacentor silvarum, 2677 nucleotides. RefSeq names its product calcitonin gene-related peptide type 1 receptor. The record is from RefSeq and is a predicted model, not a curated record. Gene Ontology annotation, biological process: cell surface receptor signaling pathway; adenylate cyclase-modulating G protein-coupled receptor signaling pathway. Lineage: Eukaryota; Metazoa; Arthropoda; Arachnida; Ixodida; Ixodidae. The coding region runs from base 863 to 2500 and encodes 545 amino acids. Gene Ontology annotation, cellular component: plasma membrane. Gene Ontology annotation, molecular function: G protein-coupled peptide receptor activity. The transcript is spliced from 19 exons.
CAGUUGAUGCUCGCGCGCCGGACGCUUCGCACGUGCCUCCCAGGAGCUCCGCUGCUCCCACCGUGGCCCGCCGCUCUGCCGCACGGACACGCAAGGCCGACGUGACCCCUUCGGCAGCGGCAAUUCGUCGUUGGAACCCCGGCACCUCUCCGCAGUCGUCGCUGUCAAAACACCGUACCAGCACGAUUGCCGGGCGCGGCCGUGACACGAAGUGAGGAACAACUCUCUUGUUGGCGCUCCUCCGCGCUGCAGGGCGUCGAAGUUUGUCGUUCGCAGUCGUUCUAAUAGCAUGAACUGAGAAAGGCAAAAGAGCAAGAAGUUGUUGGACAUUUAUUGUUCUUGUUCGGGUUUUUUUUGUUUGUUUGUUUGUUUUUUCCUGUGCGCGGGCGAAAUCGAAGAGUUCCCGAACUGGCCCGGAAGUUGGUGUUCGGACGGUGGACUUUGACGCGAAAGUGACGGAGAAAACGCUAGAAAGACACACGUGUUGCUACGCUCAAGCUUAUAUCGGCACCCUCAUUGGGGAGCCAGGAAAUUACCGUGGAAGACUUCACUGCCACUAAAUCUCCGAGGUACACCAGCGCGUCAAGUCAUUUGCACUUACCUGGAAGCCAACUGAGCGUCUUUUACUGGCCACCAAAUGACUGGUCUUUAUUAAGAACCUUCACGAAAAGGGUCGACCAUGGCGAUACAGAGCCAAGGAGCCGACCACUUUCUGGCCGGAAUAUUCGCGCUCUGCCCCGGAGGUUCCACUGCCAAUGAAUGCAGGCAGCUCCCCAUGGUCCAUUGUGCUCGGAGUUGAACGCUGAAGAGACGACAGCUCACGUGACCAAGACUGGUUGCUUCAUCAUCACUAGAGAACAGCAUGCCACUCGGGCAUCUUCGCAUUUACUUUAUUGCUUCCCUGCUGGCGGCUGGAGCAGUGUGCAUGGUCUCGGCGCGGAGGAACCCGUACGAAAAGGCUCCCGGCACGUGCCGUAUGGAAAGCCAGGUGUACCUGGAGCCGCACGUAUUCAGCAGACUGACGUCUGCGCGUUGCUACAAGUACAUGCCCAGCCUGGCCUUCAAGAAUGCCUCCAGGCUCACGUAUUGCCGCAAAGGUUGGCUCUGUCGAGGCGAAUGCGACGGCGAGUGCUUCCAGCCGUACGGCAACGACAGCGACGUUCAGGUCCUAGAGACCUUCAAGAAGGGGCUCUACGCUGACCGCUGGAAGAGCUGCUGCCGGGCGGCGCGCGAUUGCUGCCAGGAGAUGAUCGCCGACGACCAGGCCGGACUGAGCGCGACAAAAGAUGGACUUCACUGUCCCGCCACAUGGGACGGCUGGACAUGCUACAAGGACACUCCUGCCGGGACAACCGUACAGAAGCCAUGCCCCGCGCAUGCAUACUUCAUCACCGAGACGCCACAGUGCAUCAAAAUGUCGAAGAAAACCUGCUGGGAGAACGGCACGUGGUUCUACAGCCAAGAGUAUGGCAAGGAGUACACCUUCUACGACUGCGGCUCACUCGAGUACCACCGCUCCAUGACCAUCUUCUCCAUCGUGCUCCAUUCCCUGUCGGUCGUCGUCUUGGUGCCUGCAAUAGCCAUCUUCUCUGUCUACAAGCAACUGCAAGUUCACCGAAUUUCGCUGCACAAGAAUUUUUGCGUCGCUAUGGUGCUGUACGACAUCAGCGUCAUCCUUGUCGACGCUGUUUUCAUACUGGACCACGUCAGCGAGGAGAAAAACAUACGAGUCAACGAGAACCCGAACCUGUGCAAGGUGCUGUACACCCUCUCUCGCUACUUCCGGCUGUGCCAGUACGCUUGGAUGUUCUGCGAGGGCUUCUACCUGCACAAGCUGAUCGCCUCCGCAUUCGCCGAACAGAAGUCGCUGCUAGUCUUCUACGUCAUCGGUUGGGGUUGUCCCGCUAUUUUCGUCAGCAUCAGCGCCGUCCUCCGAGCAGUGCGGAUUGGACACCCUUGCUGGAUGGAUAACGUCGAAGGAUACAACUGGAUCACUCUGGCUCCGGGUCUCUUCUGCCUGUUUGCAAACUUCGUUUUUCUGUGCAACAUCAUCCGCGUCCUUGUCACCAAGCUUAGGAGUACCCACGCAAACGAGCCUAGCCAGUUUCGGAAAGCCGUACGUGCUGUGCUGGUGCUGUUCCCCUUAUUCGGCAUGCACUUUCUGAUGACGGUAUACCGGAGCCCAGCUAACUGUGGAGCCUGGGAGAUCUACCAGUACAUCAGCAAAGCAUCCGACGGUCUGCAGGGAUUUUUCGUGGCUGUGAUAUUCUGUUAUCUCAACGGAGAGGUGCUGUACCUGUUGAGGCGCUCGUACGGUCGCUACCGGCUACAGCGGGGCUUCUCAAGCCGCAGGGGCAACAGCCUCGCCAUGACCCGCAUGUCCGUGUCAACGCACGUCACAUCGCUUGGCGACUCACUCAACCCCAACAACGGCUCCGUCAAGAAGUACAGCGGCGUACGCAACGGCGACACUGCACCCGAAGAACAGCCCUUGAACUGAGCCGCCUUCUUUCAGUGUCGAGCGCUGCAACCGUAUAAACUAUCCGGCAGCAGCCAAGUCGGUGCUCUGUUUCUCGCCAUUGCCCCAUCCUACUGUUUAACGAACACAGACAUUGUCUUUCUGGUGGUCGCGUCAUCGGGAACGGAGUGCAACGCCUUUUCGUCAAGGGGCCGUAGA